Messenger RNA from Hirsutella rhossiliensis, 2583 nucleotides. Its product is annotated as rhoGAP domain-containing protein. NCBI's taxonomy places the organism in Eukaryota, Fungi, Ascomycota, Sordariomycetes, Hypocreales, Ophiocordycipitaceae. The record is from RefSeq and is a predicted model, not a curated record. The transcript has 4 exons. Gene Ontology annotation, molecular function: GTPase activator activity. Bases 1 to 2583 code for a protein of 860 amino acids. Gene Ontology annotation, biological process: signal transduction; regulation of fungal-type cell wall organization; activation of GTPase activity. Gene Ontology annotation, cellular component: cell cortex.
AUGGCCUCUGCUAUCCCUACAGCGCACCGGGCCAAUAAUCAGGCUCCGCCGCCUGGUGCCACUCCUGCCUCGCCUCCGAACAAGCGCGAUCUCAAGUCGUGGUGGAAGAGCUUCAAGCUGCCCUCAAAGCAUCAAGAGCCCUCAGCAGAAUCUAAAGCGCCCGGCAUCUUUGGGGUUCCGCUGCGGCAGAGCAUUACCUACGCCAACGUCGCCAUAUCCCUCAUCGACGAAAAUGGCCAGAGCUACAUUUACGGAUACGUUCCUAUCGUCGUGGCCAAGUGUGGCGUUUUUCUCAAGGAGAAAGCUACUGGAAUCGAGGGCAUUUUCCGGUUGAGCGGUUCUGAGAAGCGCAUCAAGGAGCUCAAGCACAUCUUUGACUCUCCCGACCGCUACGGCAAGGGGCUCGUCUGGGACGGCUAUACUGUUCACGAUGCGGCCAACGUCCUCCGCCGAUAUCUCAAUGACCUCCCAGAGCCCGUCGUGCCCCUGGAUCUGUACGAAAAGUUCCGCGAUCCGUUGCGUGGGGCAACCAAGCAGGCCGUUGGGGAUGCUGAAGGCCCCCAGUUCGUGGACAACUUUGACGAGAAGGCCGCCAUCGAAAAGUACCAAAAGCUCAUCACGGAGCUGCCCCCGCUUAACAGGCAGCUUCUCCUCUACAUCCUCGAUCUCCUCGCCGUCUUUGCCGCCAAGUCGGAUGAGAACCGCAUGAAUUCGCAGAACCUGGCGGCCAUUUUCCAGCCUGGCAUGCUGUCCCAUCCCACGCACGCCAUGGCGCCCGAGGAGUAUAGACUGAACCAAUGUGUUCUCAUCUUCCUGAUUGAAAACCAGGACCACUUCCUCAUUGGCAUGCAAGGCACAGCCGCCGACGAAAAGACCAUGAAGGAGGUGGCCUCGGGCACCCCGACAGGACCCUUGACUCCCAACCCCAAUAGGACCUCGGGCCUCGACAGGUCGUCAUCCAACGCCAGCGCAGGUGCCACGAGCGUUCGGCGCGAUGGCAAGGUUCGCAGGAAUAGAUCUGUUUCUUCGCGCCACUCCCGGCAGGAGGGCAACGCAACGCCAAGCAGUCCCUCGCUGGCGACAACCCCCACGGGCGGUCUAGGUAGGAGCAACACCGUCCCGUCCAAAAAGUCGCCCGCUCUGGCCGGAGCCAAGUUCAAGAGAAACGAUGGCCCUGGUCACCAAUCGCCCGGCUACCUCGAGCCCAUGACCCCUGUUCGCCCAGCGCAGCGCGCGAAUCACUCCCAGCGGUCGAGCCCGACGCCCGCCACUCUUGGUGCUGCAAGCCUUCCACUCGCCCUUGGCUCGGCGUCUGGGCUGAGUCAAGAGAGGCUUCUGGAGGUGCCCCAGGAAACAUCGACUCCGCAAGGAAAGGAGCGGAAUCUGCAGAGCUUGUUCCAGCGAUCGCCUGGGGAAGGCGGCGAGAGGAGGCAGCCGAACAAGCUCAAGAAGAAGCGGAUAUCAGGCAUGAACAUUAGCGCCCAAAGCUCCAGCGCCUCGUUGGUUCACUCAAAUGCCGUGUCCCCGGCGGUCGAGGCGGCGAACCCGAUGGAAACGAUGCAGCCCAUUCCGGAACCCGUUUCGCUGCCGGCGCCAGAUGCACCCUCGCAGCUUGCCACGGAACCCUCGCCUUCCACUUCACAGGCUACCGCCGCGGCGCUAGCCGUGCAACGGGGCCAUGCAUAUCCCUCGCCGACUCAGGCAGGCGAGAGAUCAUCUGAUCACACUCCCCGCGCAUCUUACGUUCCGGCCAACAGCAAUCUGCACCCCGACAAUCUGUUGCGUGGGAAGAAGUCUCCGCCAACGUCCGUCCACUCGUCGUUCAACGAGGGAUCAGACCUGGACCAAUCGACGGAUGAUAUGCCGGCGCCGUUGUCCGAAAACUCAGAAAGAGAAAAGAAGAAGCGCUGGAGACUAUCGAGAAGCAGAAAGGAAGACAACGGCUCCACGAGUUCUUUGGCGACGCCCCCGCACCUCAACAUCGGCACCAACGAUAAUGCAGAGAUCAGCACCACGUCUAUAGGCAGCGGCGUCAGCAAGCCACGCAACAGCGUUACGAAUGAGGGCUCAGAGCCCACGACCUUGGCCAGCGUGGAAGGCCAGACGAGCCAGGAGGGGGGAAGGGACAACGGCAAAGACGACGCCAAGGGGCCGAUAGGCUGGAUCAGAAACAAAUAUCGCGAAGCCAAAGAAAGCGCUGAGCAGAGACGGAACAAGUCGCCACCCGCGGACCGCCAGGCACUCGGUGCCGCCUUUCUCUCACGUGGGAGGAGCCUGGAUCUGAAAUGCGACAGGGUCGACGAGAGGCAGCCGGAGAGGGAGGCCAUUGCCGAGAAAGAGGUCCAUGAGCCGCCGGCUCUGAAGGAGGCCACGCUCAGGACCCCUGUGGCAGCUGCUGCGGCGGCAUCGUCAGGAGCACACGCCGAGACCCAGAAGCAUAUUGCAGUGGACGCGUCAAAGGAAGCUUCCACGGAGGCGUCAGAAGAGCCCCGAGCUGAGCCGCCGCCUGCAGCUCAACCCGAACCAGCCCCCGCGACCAUGACGGAGGCUCAAGCCCCUACCGAACCGCCCAGGAACGAGUAA